AUGGCUAAUACAUUCUUGUAUUUUGUAUUGAUGACCGCGUUUCUAUUGUGCAGUGUGCUCAAAAUCUGGUGGGAAACUGAUAGCGAGGAAUGGCUCGAUAAAGCUUUUGAAUCAGGAACUGCGUUACUUCGUAUUGGGUUCGAUGAAAAUCAAGAGUACUUUGAAUCUGUCUAUACUUAA
Messenger RNA from Eruca vesicaria subsp. sativa (arugula), 180 nucleotides. The record is from the annotation of a GenBank genome assembly. Lineage: Eukaryota; Viridiplantae; Streptophyta; Magnoliopsida; Brassicales; Brassicaceae.